Molecule: messenger RNA, 2346 nt
Organism: Psammomys obesus (fat sand rat)
Lineage: Eukaryota; Metazoa; Chordata; Mammalia; Rodentia; Muridae
Gene: Plekhs1
Product: pleckstrin homology domain containing S1
Exons: 13
Coding region: 56-1441 (461 amino acids)
Source: RefSeq, a predicted model, not a curated record
GAGCCCGGGGACGUACAGGGAGCUGCCCGGCGACCUGGCGAGAAGAGCCAGCCGGAUGGAAGCCAGACCUCCAAAGAGCUCAGGCAAACAAUUUACAUCAGAUUAUGAAAAUGAAAUCCAUAAACAAGGUUACUUCAUUAAGUCACCGCCUCCUCAGCUUUUCUUCUCCGCAACCUCCUGGAAAAAGCGGCUCUUCAUCCUGUCUGGGAGUGGGGGGAAGGGCCUCAGUCUUUCCUAUUACAAAGACCAUCAACAGCGAGGCUCCAUCGAAAUUGAUCGCAGUGCGGCUGUAGAGGUUGGUAUAAACAGCCAGGAGAAGAUGCAGACUGUGCAGAAGAUGUUCAGAUGCCACCCGGAUGAGGUGAUGUCCAUCAGAACUGUGAACAGAGACUACUUCCUCAUUGGCCAGGACAGGGAGAAGAUUAAAGACUGGGUCUCCUGCAUGACACCAUAUUGCCGGGGCGUAAAAGCAACCCAUCAGUAUACAGAGGAGAAUCCUCCCCCGGGUGACAGAAGGCCAGUCUCUGACCCCAGUCCUUUCUUCAGUCUCCGCAGUGGGUCAGAGGUUAUCAGCCUUGCACCACCGAGGGCCAGUCUUCCAGACCAUUUAAUCCAAAAAAGGCUCCGAGAACUCCAGCAAGCUCAGACUCAUCAGGAACACCAAGAACCCCCUCAGGAGCCUGAAGAGGAGGGUUAUUACCUCACCCCUGGAAGCAUCCUUUCAGAAUUAGAGAACGUUGCUGGUUCCAAUGAUUCUGGUGACUCCAUCGAAUCCAACAAUCCAGACCAAGGUUCCAAGAAAGCUGAGAGCAAUUACAUGUCAAUGAGAUCCUGUUUCCUCAAAGAAUCAACCUCUGUUGACUGCCCAGCCAAACCCCAGAUUUCUCCAGAGACUCCACUACAAGAACAUGGCACAGGAAGUGAUCCGUGUCUUUCACCUGCCGACCCAGAAGCUCAAAGCACAGAUGACAAAAAGGGGUCCACCUCGCUAACUGUUGUGAAAUUGUCUAUCUUACUCAACAACAUCCCUGACGAGAGCCAAGUGCAGACUCUGGACGUGUUCCUCUCACCGCUGGACACCAUCAACUAUCUUGCCCUGGUAGAAGCAGCAGGGCGGAUAUGUGUGGCUCGGUGGGAAGGUCCUCCCCGACUAGGCUGCUUAUUCUGCUAUGGAGAUCAUGUGUUGGCCGUGAAUGACCUGAAGCCCCACAGCCUGGAGGAGGUGUCCUUGUUUCUUACUCGGUGUAUCCGGAAGGAGAAAGUGAAACUCUCCAUCGGCAGAAUUCCAAAUUCAGAGAGGCUCCAUGCCUCUACCUGUGCAUGCUCCUUAAAACACCAUUUGGCCAAGUCUGUCCAAGAGGAUUUGCCAGGACUGCAAAGGACACCAAAGAGGAGUCCGGCCAUCAAAAAGAGCCAGAAGGAAGAAGCUACUGGAGAGUAGGCUGCCUCAGACUCUGGCAGCAGAAGGUGAAGCCCUGGACCAUGCAUGGCCCUUUGACUGGAGAAAAGACAGCAUCCUUCUUUGAGUCAUUGUACUGUCUUAACAGUGUGUGUGUGUGUUGUGGGGGGGGUGUCACUGGCCCUUCUUUGGCUGUUGCAUUGAGAAGGUCAUUUGGGAUAAUGACUAAGGAACAGAGUUAAAGUGGAAGGCCUUAUCAUCAGGGACUUUGCCUGAGACACAGCAGACAUAGCCUGAGCAAGUCCCUGUUCUAACUAAUAGCAAUGUGUGCUUUCUGAGGUCGCAGUCCACACGGUCACUCUCUGUUAGGAAUAUCUGGGUUGAACUACUCACUGCAGAGAGACAUGAAAGACACAAACCUGCAGCAGCCCUCCCAGACACUUGCUUGUGACUCAGCAGCCCACCAGGCCAGGCUGGGUACCCUCUGUCUCAAGUACACCUGCUUUAAGAACUAUUUUGGAAGCUGAGGAAGUUUAGCACUAUAUCCAGCCAAGAUCUGUUUGCUGUAAAAACAAAUAGCAAACUAUGUUUGGACAUUCUUGAUUGAUUGGUUUAUUGCCAAAUUAAUCCUGCCAAGCCAAAAGAAUCAAAGGCCUCUCAUAAUCAGGAAAGCAGAACUGAGCUGAACACUGAUUGACUUGGGGAUGCUGGCACAAAGGAAGGCUCAGGAAAUAUGUCCUAGCAGGCUGUCCUUUCAUGUGGAAGAGAUGAAGGCUUUGAAAUUGAGUUCUGUAGCUGUCAAGGGACAGAGCUACACAUAUAAAACCAGCUUUACAAAGAAAAUUCCCUGAUUUCUGCCUUGUAUGUGUGUUUAUAUUAGUGAAGACCUUUGGCUUGCAGAGGAGACAUUCAAUAACUUUUCCUUUUCUGUUAUCUAGAUUAUUUCU